Messenger RNA from Prunus avium (sweet cherry), 1132 nucleotides. RefSeq names its product tRNA/rRNA methyltransferase (SpoU) family protein. Lineage: Eukaryota; Viridiplantae; Streptophyta; Magnoliopsida; Rosales; Rosaceae. Gene Ontology annotation, biological process: RNA processing. Gene Ontology annotation, molecular function: RNA methyltransferase activity; RNA binding. The record is from RefSeq and is a predicted model, not a curated record.
UUUCUUCGAAACGAGGUCGUUUUGGGUUGGUUUCGACGUUUUGUUAUGGUAGGACUUGGCGGCGACUGAGAGAGUCUGAAGAACUGAAAUCAGCGAAAGAGGGAAAUGGCGGUAGAGAGCUAUGUGGUGGUGCACAACAUAGCCAAGAGGCACAACGUCGGCACACUCGCCCGAAGCGCCACCGCCUUCGGCGUCUCUGAGCUCAUCUUGGUCGGCCGCAGAGAGUUCAACGCCUUCGGCAGCCAUGGCUCGACCUCGCACCUUCGCUUUCGCCACUUCCACUCCCUCCAAGACGCUCGUCUCUUUCUCAAGGAGAGAGAUUGUGAUAUUUGCGGCGUUGAGAUCACUGAUGAUGCUCUGCCUGUCAAUCACCACCCUUUUACCAAGAGCACCGCUUUUCUUCUUGGCAAUGAGGGAACAGGCCUUUCUGCCAAAGAAUUGGAGAUAUGUGACUUCUUUGUGUAUAUUCCACAGUAUGGAGGUGGUACCGCUUCAUUGAAUGUAACGGUGGCAGCUUCUAUUGUGUUGCAUCAGUUUGGAGUCUGGGCUGGCUUCCCUGAGAGAACUCGUGAUGGGAACAAGUUUAUUGUGGCAGAGAAACCUGUAAAACAGACAAGACGGAGUUUUUGUGCAGAAACAGCAGAUUCCGUAAUUGAAGAGCGAAAAUGUAGAAAAGAACAUGCAUCUAAUGGUUUCUUUGAUGAGAGUGGAAAUGAGAAUUCAUCUUCUAACCUUCUAGAUGGAUUGUUUGCUGAUGUGAGAUUAUAAUACCUUUGGCAUCAUUGACGCUGAAAAUGGUAUGGAUUGCUAGUAUAAACUCCUCAACUGUUGCAAACAAAACAAAAGGAACAGUUUCUGACUUUAUGUACGAUCUGCAACAUGCAGAAGACCCAAUUUCUUGUAGAAUGUAUUGUUAGUGGCAAGGAUUUUGUUCAAAGUAUUAUAAUUUGAAGGAAUGUGUUUAGAGUUACUGCAAUUUGUAUGAUGACCACAGACGUAAACUAAACUAUUAGAAGUCUGCUUUGGUUUGUGCUUGAUGCAAAAUGUAAGGGUAUGUAUGGCAUGGAUUUCGUUUUCCACAUGUAGACCUUAUUUUAUUUUAUUUUAUUCAAUAUUGAAUGGACUUUUAUUA